Anoplopoma fimbria (sablefish) is the source of this 3633-nucleotide messenger RNA. RefSeq names its product VPS51 subunit of GARP complex (gene vps51). Gene Ontology annotation, cellular component: membrane; GARP complex; EARP complex. Lineage: Eukaryota; Metazoa; Chordata; Actinopteri; Perciformes; Anoplopomatidae. Gene Ontology annotation, biological process: retrograde transport, endosome to Golgi; endocytic recycling; Golgi vesicle transport. Bases 265 to 2766 code for a protein of 833 amino acids. The record is from RefSeq and is a predicted model, not a curated record. The transcript has 11 exons.
CCGGAUUGGCUACAAACCCGGAAACAGUGACGUUUUCAAGCUAGCUGCCUGUGUAUCAGGAGAAAUGUGCCAUUUUCCAAUUAAUUAUUUGGAAAAGCCCUCUUAUUAAGAGCAAACAGCUAAGCUACACAAGUAUCAGUCACUUUGGAGCAAGAAGUGGACGUUUUAAGGCAGUAGUUGUCGGUGUUUUCUCCUUCCAGCUGGACGCCUUCGUCACCUUUGUUUGUUGUCGUUUGCACCUUUCUCAGCUGGCCAGCGUACAGAAUGGAGGUGGAGGCGGACAGCUUGGUGGCGGCGUCGGAGGAUCCCGCCAGGAAGCGCAGGGUGCACGGCAUGUUGAAGCUCUACUACGGGAUCAACGAGGAAGGACAGGCCGUGGAGCAGUCGAAGUCCUUGGAUCCCUGCGACAUCAACGGGCCGCAUUUCGACCCCGAUGUUUUCCUCAACAAGCUUAGGAGGGAGUGCUCCCUUGCGGAGUUGAUGGACCAGGAGACCUGCAUGGUCAAGCAGAUCCGCUCUUUGGACAGUGACAUGCAGACACUGGUAUAUGAAAACUACAACAAGUUCAUAUCUGCUACAGACACCAUAAGAAAGAUGAAGAAUGAUUUCAAAAAGAUGGAGGAUGAAAUGGACGGCCUGUCUGCCAACAUGGCGGCAAUCACAGAGUUCAGUGCUAGUAUCAGUGGUACUCUGCAAGACCAGCACGCACAGAUUACAAAACUCUCAGGGGUUCACACUCUGUUAAGGAAGCUGCAGUUUCUGUUUGAACUGCCUGCCAGAUUAAAUAAGUGUCUGGAACUGCAGGCCUAUUCUCAGGCGGUGAGAUCCCACCGCCGUGCCCGCUGUGUGCUGCAGCAGUACAGCCACCUGCCCUCCUUCAAGGGAAUUCAGGACGACUGUCACGCCAUCAUGGAUAAUUUGGCACAGGAGCUUAGACAGAAGUUCAGGGAUGGUGGGUCAAGCGCUAAAGAUUUAUCUGAGUGUGUGGAGCUGCUGCUACAGUUGGAUGAGCCAGCAGAGGAGCUCUGUGAUAAAUUCCUGAGCCAUGCGCGGUCUCGACUUGAGUCAGACCUCCAGGGUCUGGAAGCAGAGAUAAGACCGUACCCGUCCGCCUCAGCCGUGAAAGAUGCUUCUGCACGCAGGUUGACAACGACUCCAGCCGCUGGAUCUCCGACUGAUAACAUCCCUAAAACGAGCAAAAUCCCUUUUCCCACCUCAAACACUGACAUCCUGGAAUUCAUUGACCGGGGCUGCAAUGAAUUUGUCAGCAGCUUAUGUUUGGUAAUAACAUCCUAUCAAGAACUCUUUAUCACCCAUGCUCAGACAGGCGAGCUUGCAUCCAAAAACAUUCCCCAGAUGGCGAAUGGUAAGUUGCAUGCCUUUGUGGAUGAUCUGGCUGCUCGGUAUUUCUCCCUCGUGGAGCGGAGGAUUCAAGAGGAGAAAGGGGUCGGAGAUAACUCCCUCCUGGUCCGCGCACUCGACCGCUUCCACCGCAGACUUCAGGCUGUAACCAAACUGCUGCCAGGCUCUGCCGUGCCAAACCAGGGGACUGAGAUUGUGAUACGGGCAGCAACAGAGCGGGUCAAGCAGUACCUCGCUGCCCUGCAGAGCUUCUACAUGGACAGCUUGACAGACGUGCGGCAGGCCCUGGCGACACCUCGGCUCUCUGUGGCCGGUGCUUCAGCUGGAGGGGGAUCUCUUCUAGGUGGACCGGCCUCUGGCAGAGAUGCUCCGACUAGCCUGCCAGAGCUGCUCUCCUCCCUGUCAGCCUCUAUUCUCAAUCAGAUUAAGUCUGUGUUGGCGUCAGUGCAUCUCUUCACAGCGAAGGACAUCACAUUCUCCAACAAGCCGUACUUUAAGGGUGAAUUCUGCAGCAAAGGUGUACGUGAGAGCCUGGUGGUGAGCUUUAUAAAGUUUGUGUGCCAGUCUUCUCGGCAGUUCUGUGACAGUGCAGGAGACAAAGGAGGUUCGACUCCUCCGGCCCUUCUGUUGCUACUGUCUCGCCUCUGCUUGGACUAUGAGACCUCUACCAUCUCCUACAUACUCACUCUCACAGAUGAACAGUUCCUUGUGCAGCACCACAGUCCCGUAACACCCGUCACAUCUUUAUGUACAGAAGCCAGGGAGGCAGCACAGAAACUGUUGAACCAUUAUGUAAAGGUUCAGGGUCUGAUUAUCUCCCAAAUGUUAAGAAAGAGCGUCGAAACACGAGACUGGGUUAACACCAUCGAGCCACGAAAUGUCCGUGCUGUGAUGAAGCGAGUAGUAGAGGACACCACCUCGAUUGAUGUGCAGGUCGGUCUUCUGUAUGAAGAAGGUGUGAGGAAAGCACACAGCAGUGACUCCAGCAAAAGGACUUUCUCUGUCUACAGCAGCUCAAGGCAGCAAGCCCGCUACGCUGCCAGCUACACUCCAAGUGCUCCCAUGGAUACAAAUCUACUGAGCAACAUACACAAGCUGUUUUCAGAGAGGAUUGACAUCUUCAGCUCAGUGGAGUUCAACAAGGUCUCUGUGAUAACGGGAAUCAUCAAAAUCAGCUUAAAGACAUUCCUGGAGUGUGUUCGCCUGCGCACCUUCGGCCGUUUCGGGCUGCAGCAGAUCCAGGUGGACUGCCACUACCUGCAGAUGUACCUGUGGCGGUUCGUCUCCGACGAGAACCUUGUACACUUCCUGCUGGAUGAGAUAGUGGGGAGCUCCGCCCACCGCUGCCUGGAUCCUGCACCAAUGGAGCAGAGUGUGAUCGAAGUCAUCUGUGAACGGGGUUAAAGCUCAAAGUGCACCACAGCCAGCUAGUCUUCUCAAAACACCAGAUAACAAAUACAGACAGAAUAACUAUACACUGGAAUUGUGCAUCCAAAUUUUAAAGACACUCUCUUCCACAAUUACUGGUAGAUGUUGAAUUUAUGAUCCAGAUUAAUUCUGUACUGUUAAAAUGGCAUAGGGAUAGCACUUUAACUACUAUAACAAUAUCAAGAAAUCAUCCAACACUAAAGAAUAUUAAACAUUGGGCUGCUGUGUCAUCAAAAACCUUCAGUGAAUUUUAGAUAGAUCAAAAUUACAUUCCAGGCACUUGCCAUACAAAGUGCACAUGAGCCUUGAGUACUUGGGUUUAACAUUACAAUACUAAUUUACAAACUAUAGAAUAUGAGAAAAGAAACCCCUCUCAUCUCCCCUACCUGCAAAGAUAGAAAUAAAUGAAUUAUCCAUAAUGAAAGCAGAACGUUGCAGCACAUGUUCUCUUUGAAGGAAAUGUGUUCAUUGUGAAUACAGAAUUUGAAUGACUAAAGAGAAAAGUUGUGUCCUGUGGGAAUCUCCUGUAUUAUUAAAUUCUGUUAGGGUUUUUUGCUGAAUAAUUUGCAAUCUGAAUGCCAUCUGAUUAUGUAAUCCAUAGCCUUAAAGUAACUACAGCAGAUUUACUGUAACUCUUGCCUUGAGGUAAGUUGAUUCUCUGUUUUCUGUGCAUGCCUUUCACAGAUAAACAGUAUGUUAGGAAUGGUUUAAAUGUGUAUGUCUACAAUAAAAGUGUAUGAAUGUGAGAUUGAAAAUAGCUGUUCUUUCUUGACAAAACCAAUUUGAGAAGAUGCAUUUAAAUGUAGAGACUAUCUUGUGAUGGGAUCACACCAGCCGUGAUGC